AUGGAAGAAAAUGAAACCGAAACUGAAAGCGCUUCCACGCACGUUCCUUCAAGUGUGCAUUCGUUGUCUCCUCCACUCUUAUUAAAUUUUCAAAACAAAACUCGUCAUAAUGAUUUAUAUCCAUAUAGGCACAACUCCUCGCCGCCACAUUUCAUAAAAGAUAACAACAUCGAUGCACCUCCUUUUCUCUCUGCUCCCUCAUUUUCUAUAUUUGAGGAUGAGAUUCAAACCGAAAAUGAACGACUAAUUUCACUUUCUCCCACAGAGUCUCCUCAUAUGCCACUUAUAGAACGGCCCAACACGCCCAACUAUACACAAAUGACUACACAUUUGUCUCAGUUGGAACCGGAUACCACCGCUUUAUGGGGAUGGAUGCUUUUACUCGCCACUUUUGUAAUGUUUAUAUCAAGUAUGUACGCUAUUGUAUUUAGCAAGUUUGUGCCGGAAACUGGGAAUAGAACGCUUGAUUGGAUAAAGAGAGAUGAGUAUUAUUGCUUGCUUUUGCCAAUUACUUUGUCAGUUACUGUUUAUGCCGUAUUUUGGAAUUGGAUGGGAUUUGUCAUCCCGGUAUUCAAAGAACCGGGAUAA
This is a messenger RNA of Ambispora leptoticha, 588 nucleotides long. Lineage: Eukaryota; Fungi; Glomeromycota; Glomeromycetes; Archaeosporales; Ambisporaceae. The record is from the annotation of a GenBank genome assembly.